AUGUUAGCCCUUAGCUCGUUUAGCUUUAGCCUGUUUCUGCUGCUGCUUGUAGCUGGUGGCUUGAAGAGUUUUCCAGAAUUAGCAGAACCAGGAAACUUUGGAAUUAAUUUGAUCAACAACAUCAUUGAGAGAGUUCAGAGGGAAAGAUCCGUGGAUACGCUGUUGCUUAUGAAACGCCAGCAGGACAGCAACUGCCCUCUGCAGGAUAUCAAUUCCAUGGGAAUACCUAGUCUUCGCCUAGAUGAACGAAUCACAAUUAAUAUAAAGCAGCGCUUUAAUAGCGAGGCCCUCGCUCUGGUUUGCAUGGCCGAUCUUGGAGAUGCCACCCUGCUGAGCACCUUGGCCCAGAAUCUACAUCGCAUGAGAGAGGCGCCAAUCAUUGUGUGGCUACAUAGUAUGGACUCGGAUCUACAGGAAUUUCUGUCUAUAAUCACCCAACAGGCAGAGAAAUAUAGUUUGAUCAACCUCUUGGUUUUUCGUACAGGCUUGUAUGCUCUCGAAGACUCGAUAAUUGUCUAUAGAUUACAACCAUUUCCCAAUGCAACUCUCAAACUUGUGGCCAUAACAGUGCCCAGUCUGUAUCCACCGGCCAGUUAUCUGCUCUCGGACAAGCGCACGGGCAGCAAGUACCUGGACGGCUUUAUGGUUCGACUCGUAAGGGAGUUUGCCCGGAAACAUAACAUAGAGCUCCGGUUGCAAAGAGCUGAGAAUGAGAGUAUUUGGAUCGAUAAUCACAGUAUUGAGAAAAUGAUAUCGGAGGGUGAAGUGGACUUCCCAAUGCAUGGACGCAUACAGACAUUCAGCAUGGAGUCUACAAUCUAUGUGGAUAUCGUUGAACUAUUUAUUGUCGUGCCCUGUGGCCAGGAAAUGAGAUUAAGUGAUGUUUAUAGAAGUAUGAGAACCUACUUUUUUGUGAUGCUUGGCGUCUACUUUCUGUUUGCGCUGAUCGAAACAACGCUCAAACUGGCCAGCCAGCACAUCUGGCGGCGCAGCUCGUGCCUCGGCUAUUCAACAUUUUUCAUAAAUCUGCACUCAUUUGCCGGGGUGCUGGGUCAUCCCAUUGGCUUGCGUCGAUAUCGAAGCCCAUCACUGCGACAGUUCUUGAUGGUUAUGAGCAUUUUCAGUCUUGUUUUUGGCUGUUAUUUCAAUGCCAAUCUAAGCUCCCUGCUGACCAAGCCGCCCUGCUAUCGACACGCCCAGAACUUCGAGGAGCUGGCGGAAAGCGGCUUGCCCGUCAUAUUCGACAAAAUAAUUGCGAAUGUGACGUAUGUGCACAUGAAAGAUCAAAUUUUAAAAAUACCCAAUAUAAUCCUCAAGCCGAACAAUCAACGCAACGAUAUGAUGUUUGCCCUGAACUCGAGGAAUGCCUAUCAGGUAUUCAGCAAGUUGUGGGAUAUCGUGAAUAGCCACCAGAAGAAUUACAAAAGGCAUGUCCUCUGCGCGUCGCCAGGACUGAUCCUUUUCCAUGGCUAUCCCAUUGUGGGCAUUUUGAAGGAGAAUUCCAUUUACAUAAAAGCUGUUAACGAGUUUAUUUAUAGAGCACACGAAGUCGGUCUGUCCCGUCACUGGCAAGUGGCCUCUAUGCGCAGCAUGGUGGCAUCCAAGAAGCAGCUUAUCGAUCAAAAGAGUUCACAUACAGAGUCUACACAUGCUCCAUUAAAUAAUGAGGAUCUACUCUGGGUUUGGAAAUUGUUGGCAAUAUUAUAUGCCACAGCAGGAUUUGUUUUCAUCGGAGAAUUGGUCAUGGCUCGCUGGCAAGGACGAGGUCCCUCAAAAGCAUCCUCAAGGGUGUAG
This is a messenger RNA of Drosophila montana, 1794 nucleotides long. RefSeq lists its product as uncharacterized. The record is from RefSeq and is a predicted model, not a curated record. Bases 1 to 1794 code for a protein of 597 amino acids. Lineage: Eukaryota; Metazoa; Arthropoda; Insecta; Diptera; Drosophilidae. The transcript is spliced from 2 exons.